AUGGCGGAACUGGUUUCGGGAGAAUACCAUACGCUUAUCGGCCUUCCUCACUUCUUACGCGAAACAUACUGGUACGACCAAUCACGCCACAGCAUUGACCAUAGACCUCAAAGUGGCCAAAGUGUAAGCCAACAAAAAUCGGAAAUCAUCAUCAUCAACGACAGCAUGACAUCAGUGCUCAACACCGAUGCUUCACUGCCGUACAGCCAUGACUUAUUUGAAAGCCUUAUUGUAAAGAAAAGAAUGGUCGGACAGGCGCUGACUGAGGACUUCACCCCCGUCUUUGAACAGUGCAGGUGGAAGGUCAUCCGGACCGGGAGCUCGGUGGCGCUUGAGAGAACGCAGUCGGUCGUAAACCUCCGAGGCCGUAGGUGGUUCCACGUUCACCGUCCAGGGUUCUACUUCACCUGUGGGCUAUUGAUUAGCAAACACACUCCUAAGUUGUGCGAAUGGAUCCGUGGUCAUCGGUAUAAGCUGCUCAGUUUAGCGUCAGGCCUUAAAUCCACUACAUUUACCACGAGUCAUCGUAUUUUGGAGAUUAGAUGGAAGUCACUGAGUGAGUGUGCCCAAAAAGAUGCCCCCGACAUCAUCAUCGACAGCAUGACAUCAGUGUUCAACACCGAUGCUUCGCUGCGGUACAACCAUGAUUCGCUUGAGAGCCUUAUUGUUGAGAGAAGAAUGAAGGUGGACGGGGAAGGGACUUAG
This is a messenger RNA of Opisthorchis viverrini, 705 nucleotides long. RefSeq lists its product as hypothetical. Bases 1 to 705 code for a protein of 234 amino acids. The record is from RefSeq and is a predicted model, not a curated record. The transcript has 4 exons. Lineage: Eukaryota; Metazoa; Platyhelminthes; Trematoda; Opisthorchiida; Opisthorchiidae.